AUGAAGUCUCUUGAAGCCAGACUCCAGAAAGUGAAGAAGGAAAGAAUACAACUUUUUACUGAGAUGGAAAAUUUGAACAGGCAGAUCAAGAUGGGUGAGUCCAGUUUCCUUGAAGCUCAAGCUCCAUGUAUGAGCAAGCGAUCUGAGAUGGAAUGCAUCCAGCAGAGGGAUGACAAACAAGGACCCAAGCCCAAUCCAAAUGAAGCUGAACCCGUUUCUGUUGCUGGAGAAGACCAAAUGUCUAUCUGUGCAUCCAAAGGAAAACCCAAUGAUCAUCCUUCCAGCUGUUUUGAGGAUAUGCGAGAGGGUCCACUAAACGUCGUCCCCCGGAGAAUUCGGAGCAAACAACCCAAGAAGAAGUUCUGGAAAGUUCGCAACAAACUGGAUGUUUCACCUUCGGUUAAGAAAAGGGCAGAAGAAAUUGAAGCAAAGCUUCAUCCAGAGUACCCUAAGUUUGCCAAGAUACUCCAACGUUCUCAUGUCUCGAAAGAGUAUAUUCUGAACCUUCCUCGGGAUUUUUGUGAAGAACAUAUGCCCAGACAAGUUGCAAAAUUUAUUCUAAAAGACCAGGAUGGUAUCCCAUAUGAAACAGAAUUUCAUCCUGCCAGUGUUGGUUACCUUCGUGCUGGCUGGAAGAAUUUCGCCAUUUACCAUCAUUUGGUUGAAGGUGAUGCAAUUAUUUUCCAGUUGAUCAAGACUCGCACCUUCAAGGUUUACAUAGUUAAAUCAACUGAAUUUGUUGAUUUUCAAGACUUCAACAUAUUCGUGAAUGGGAGCGAGUUGGACUUUAAGUUACCUGAUACACGCUUCAAGUACUAUGAGCUCUGCAAAGCUCAGAAAUCAUAUCUGCAUGCUGGAUUCCUUCAGACCAUUGAUCCUGCAACGGCUGUUCACAUCAUCUCGAACGCUGUUGGGAUCGCGGACGCGAUCAGGUCAGCCACUGUCUUCACUGCGGAAAGCAUAUUUGCAGAUUGGGACCAGACACUAACAGGGUUCGAGAUUCUUGGGCUUGAUGUUGGAUUCUUACGUGAUCGCGUGAGCAAACUCGCUGGUCUUGCAAAGCAAGCAGAAGACUCUCCUCCUGCAAAGAGGUUGAAGCAAGUGACGGUUGAGUGGAAUCAGAAAGGGGAAGAGAUGGAGACAGCCAGUGUGGAGCGUAAUCUGAUACGGGAAGAGAUAAAGACACUUGAAGCAAAACUCAAGACUUUUGAAGCUAAGCUCCUGCAAGUGGAGCAGGAACGAGCCGAACUGUUUGUUGAGAAGGAGGCUUUGAAUGAAGAGAUCAAGAAGGAUGAGUCGAGGUUCUUGGAGGAAGCUCAAGCUCCAUGUACUUUGUUCAUUCCUGAAACCAGCAGGAAGAGAUCUGAGAUGAUGAAGGAAAACCUGCAAUAUUAUAAUCUCCAACACCAAGAAGAUGAAGUUGAAUCCUUUUCAGACAUCGAUGAAGAUCAAAUGCUUGCCCAUCUCUCAGCUUGUAGGAGGAAACCCAUUGAUCAUCCCCUUCCCUCCAGUUCCGAGCGUACAUCAAAGAAGUUCGGGAGGGUUUGCAAUCGUUGGACAGUUUCAUCCUCUAUUAUUGAGAGAGCAAAUCUUGAUCCAAGGUACCCAAGUUUUGCAAAGCUAUUGCUACCUUCCCAUGUCACAAAUACGUAUACUCUGAUCUUUCCAAAGGGGUUUUGCAAAUCAUAUAUGCCAGCACAUGAUGUCGAAUGUAGUUUGCAAGAUGAGCACGGUAAAUUAUAUCAAACAAUCUUCCAACCUGGCAGUACUUGUGUAAUUCGUGUGGGCUGGAGAGACUUUGCUAUUAACCAUGGCUUGCGUGCGGGGGAUGCAGUUGCUUUCCAGUUGACCGGAAAAUACAAAUUCAAGGUUUACAUAGUUAGAUCAACUAGUUUAGGAGUGCAUGGAUCCACUAAGCUCUCACUGUUGGAAAAGAAUAACGAUGGAAUGCAUUGUGGAGGAGGUGCUGCUCAGGAAAAGGGAUCGAGAGGAUAUGAAAAGUCAACUUCCAAACAAUUAGAACUUAGCAAAGCUAAGGGGGCAACAAAAUAUGAAAGUUCAACUGCAUUUGUUAAUUUUCCGGACUCCAACAUGCUCAUUAAUGGUGGCAUGUUGGACCUCAAGUUACCUGAUACACGACGCCCCAAGUAUUAUGAGCUCUGCAAGGAUCAGAGAUCAUAUCUGCACUCAGGUUUCCAUAAGCCUGCUCAUCCCGAAUCAGCUGUUGCGAGCACCUCAAAUGCGGUUGAUAUUGCAGAGGCAAUCAGAUGCAGCAAUAUUUCCACUGUCAAGGCAAAUUUUGCAUAUUGGGACGAGGCCUUAAAAGGGCUUGAGAGUCGGGGGCUUGAGGUGGGAUUCUUACGUGCUCGCUUGACCAAACUUGUUGGUCUUGCUGAGCGAGCAGAAGAUUCUCCACGUGCGAAGAGGUUGAAGCAAGCCACUGUUGAGUGGAGUCUGAAAGGGGAAGAGUGUAAUAUGAUUCAGGAAGAGAUGAAGACUCUUGAAGCCAAACUCAAGAGUCUUGAAGCCAAGCUCCAGAAGGUGAAGCAGGAGAGGGUAAAACUUUUUCAUGAGAUUGAGACUUCCAACGUGCAGAUCAAGAUGGAUGAGUCGAGGUUCCUGGAGGAAGCUAAAGCUCCAUGGUGA
Messenger RNA from Oldenlandia corymbosa var. corymbosa, 2646 nucleotides. NCBI's taxonomy places the organism in Eukaryota, Viridiplantae, Streptophyta, Magnoliopsida, Gentianales, Rubiaceae. The record is from the annotation of a GenBank genome assembly.